Messenger RNA from Pteronotus mesoamericanus, 1023 nucleotides. RefSeq names its product lysine-specific demethylase 4C-like. Lineage: Eukaryota; Metazoa; Chordata; Mammalia; Chiroptera; Mormoopidae. The record is from RefSeq and is a predicted model, not a curated record. Gene Ontology annotation, biological process: regulation of gene expression; chromatin remodeling. Gene Ontology annotation, cellular component: chromatin; nucleus. Gene Ontology annotation, molecular function: histone H3K9 demethylase activity. The transcript has 2 exons.
AUGGAGGUGGCUGAGGCAGAGAGUUGUCUGAAUCCCAGCUGUAAGAUUAUGACCCUCAGACCUUCCAUGGAGGAGUUCCAGGAGUUCAACAAAUACUUCGCAUACAUGGAGUCUAAAGGAGCCCACUGUGCCGGUCUUGCAAAGGUGAUUCCUCCUAAGGAAUGGAAGCCAAGGCAGUGCUAUGAUGACACUGAUAAUUUGCUCAUCCCAGCACCCAUUCAGCAGAUGGUCACAGGGCAGUCAGGACUGUCCACUCAAUACCACAUCCAGGAAAAAGCCAUGACAGUGAAGGAGUUCAGGCACCUGGCCAACAGUGGCAAAUACUGUACUCCAAGAUACUUGGAUUAUGAAGAUUUAGAGCGCAAGUACUGGAAUAACUUAACUUUUGUGACACUCAUCUAUGGCGCAGACAUUAAUGGGAGCAUAUAUGACGAGGGUGUGGAUGAAUGGAACAUAGCUUGCCUAAAUACGGUCUUGGAUGUGGUUGAGGAAGAGUGCAGUAUUUCUACUGAGGGUGUAAACACCCCAUAUCUCUAUUUUGGCAUGUGGAAAACCACUCUUGCCUGGCACAUCGAGGAUAUGGACAUCUACAGCAUUAAUUAUCUCCACUUUGGAGAGCCCAAGUCUUGGUAUGCAGUACCCCCGGAGCAUGGGCAACAACUUGAAAGGCUAGCUCAAGGUUUUUUCCCAAGCAGUUCUCAAGGGUGUGAUGUAUUCCUUCGCCACAAGAUGACACUGAUAUCUCCCUCAGUGUUGAAGAAGUAUGGUAUUCCCUUUGACAAGAUCACUCAGGAGGCUGGAGAAUUUAUGAUCAUUUUCCCAUAUGGGUACCAUUCUGGUUUUAAUCACGGUUUCAACUGUGCAGAAUCUACAAAUUUUGCUAUUAUCAGAUGAAUUGACUAUGGGAAGGUUGCUAAAUUGAGAGAGAGAAAAGAGGGAGAGAAACAGCAAUAUGCAAAAGAUACAUGGAUCUUGUCUUUGGUUUUGGUGUUUGAUAAUACUGGCCUAGACCUGGAACUAUAG